AUGGCCUGUGUGUCUGGAGAGUUGGAGAAUGGGGAGGGUGGUUACGUCGCUUACAUAAGAACGGAAGAAAAUGAAAAGGAAGUCGGCAGGACAUUUUUGGAUGCACAGAGAGCAGUAAUUGAAGAUUUCACCAUGAACAAAAACAAGCGAGAGAGGGAGUUCUACAGCCUGGAUGUGGGAGACUCGACGUUCACAGUACUGAAGCGAUACCAGAAUCUAAGACCCAUCGGCUCAGGAGCGCAGGGGAUUGUGUGCUCUGCUUACGACCAAAUGCUUGAACGAAAUGUUGCCAUCAAGAAGCUGAGUCGGCCGUUUCAAAAUCAAACCCAUGCCAAGAGGGCGUACAGAGAGCUAGUCCUAAUGAAAUGUGUCAAUCACAAAAAUAUCAUUGGCCUAUUAAAUGUAUUUACACCACAAAAAUCAUUACAAGACUUUCAAGAUGUGUACUUGGUGAUGGAGCUGAUGGACGCCAACCUGUGCCAGGUCAUUCAGAUGGAGCUGGACCACGAGAGGCUGUCUUAUCUGCUCUAUCAGACGCUGUGCGGUAUCAAACACCUCCACGCCGCCGGCAUCAUUCACAGGGACCUGAAGCCAAGUAACAUUGUCGUCAAGUCAGAUUGUACACUGAAGAUCUUGGACUUUGGCCUGGCUCGGACGGCGGCCACCGGCCUCCUGAUGACACCAUACGUGGUGACACGUUACUACAGAGCACCUGAGGUUAUCCUGGGCAUGGGAUAUCAAGCCAAUGUGGACGUAUGGUCAGUGGGCUGCAUUGUGGCUGAAAUGAUCAGGGGAAGCGUGUUGUUCCCCGGCACUGAUCAUAUUGAUCAGUGGAACAAGGUCAUCGAGCAGCUCGGCACCCCAACUCAGGAAUUCCUCAUGAAGCUGAAUCAGUCGGUAAGAACGUAUGUAGAAAACAGGCCACGCUACGCUGGAUACAGCUUUGAGAAACUCUUCCCAGACGUGCUCUUCCCUGCUGACUCUGAUCACAACAAACUGAAAGCGAGCCAAGCCAGAGAUCUCUUAUCCAAGAUGUUAGUGAUUGAUUCCUCCAAACGAAUCACUGUAGACGAGGCCCUGCAGCACCCCUACAUCAAUGUUUGGUACGACCCAGCAGAAGUGGAAGCGCCACCUCCGAAGAUUCCGGAGAAAGCACUGGACGAGAGGGAGCACACCGUGGAGGAGUGGAAAGAUCUAAUUUAUAAGGAAGUGAGUGAUUGGGAUGAGUGGGCAAAAAAUGGAGUGAUAAGAGGCCAGCCACCUCCUUUAGGUGCAGCAGUGAUCGACAGCCCCCCCCAGCCCACGUCCUCCUCUUCCUCGGCCAACGACGUCUCGUCCAUGUCCACGGAGCCCACUGACCCGUGCAGCGACCCCACCUUGACCUCUGAAACAGACAGCAGCUUGGAAAGCCAUACCUCUCUGGGUGCGCUGGCCUGCUGCAGAUAA
Molecule: messenger RNA, 1446 nt
Organism: Limanda limanda (common dab)
Lineage: Eukaryota; Metazoa; Chordata; Actinopteri; Pleuronectiformes; Pleuronectidae
Gene: mapk8a
Product: mitogen-activated protein kinase 8a
Exons: 12
Coding region: 1-1446 (481 amino acids)
Biological process (GO): JNK cascade; protein phosphorylation
Cellular component (GO): nucleus; cytoplasm
Molecular function (GO): ATP binding; JUN kinase activity
Source: RefSeq, a predicted model, not a curated record